UAUUUAAUGAAGUUGCACCUCUCUCUUCAUCACCUUAUAUAUAAAACACCCUCUUAGUUCUCUAUUUCAUUGUUUCUUCAUUACAUAUUAUCAGUUCUCAAAAGUCUCUCUUUUCUCCAGCUUCUGCAAAAGCUUAAGCAUCUCAAAUAAAAAUUUUUGCAGAUCAUGAAUCCGGCUAAUCAAUUUUGGUCGAUGAUCGAAAAUGAUCCUGGGUUUGUUUCUUCUUCGUCUAAACUGCCGCAUGGUCAGUCAAAUAGCUUCUUGAAGAGUGAGCUUAAUUCACUGGACAUAACGCCAAAGAUAGUAUCGGAAAAAGACAUAAUGUUGCAGUUAGGAGACGAUGAAAUCGACAUCAAAUCCAGUGGCAAUGACAAUCAAGAAGGCAAAUCCAGUAGUGAAACAAUCGUGACUAAUGGUCAGCUUGCUAAUAGGAGAAAGCUCCAUCACCGCCACACACAACAUCGGAUCCAAGAAUUGGAAGCUUUCUUUAAGGAGUGUCCUGAUGACAAGCAAAGGAAGGAGCUCGGUCAUAGAUUAGGGUUAGAGCCCCUGCAGGUCAAAUUUUGGUUCCAAAAUAAGUGUACUCAAAUAAAGAAUAAAGGACAACACAAUGAUAACGCAUCACUUCGAGUUGAAAAUGACAAGCCUAGGGCUGAAAAUGUGCGGCUUGGUGAAGCUCUCGACAAUGGUUGCGCUCAUUGUGGCCACCCUAGAUUAAAUUUAGGUGAAAUGUCAUAUGAUAGACAUCACUUGAGGCUCGGAAAUGCUCACCUACAACAAGAGCAUGAGCGCAUGUCAGAGAUUGAGAAGUCAAGUAUUAUCGAAGUAGCGGUGGAAGCUAUGGAAGAGCUUCUUCAAAUGGCUCGAAUGGGAGAGCCACUUUGGUUAUCUAGCAUAUAUAAUGAAACUAUUUUUCUGAAUGAAGAAGAGUAUAUGAAGAGAUUCCAUAGAGGAAGUGGGCGUAAAGCUCAAGAGAUUAAGACCGAAGCUUCUAGAGAAAAUGCUAUAGUCAUCAUGAACCACAUCCACUUGGUAGAAAUUCUCAUGGACACGAAUCACUGGGCAAGUUUGUUUUCCAAUAUUGUGUCGACUGCUGUUACGUUGGAUGUCAUAUCAACUGGAGUAGCAGGAAACUUGAACGGAGCAAUGCAAAAGAUAUAUGCAGAGUUUCAAAUGCCCUCUCCACAGGUUCCAACUCGAGAAUGCUACUUUUUAAGAUAUUGCAAACGAACUGUUGAUGGAAUAUGGGCAAUUGUCGAUGUUUCCCUGGACCAUACACCAACUACUAGCUGCAGGAAAAGGCCCUCAGGAUGCUUAAUUCAAAAAAUGCCAAAUGGUUAUUCCAAGGUCACUUGGAUCGAACAUGUGGAGGUUGAUGAUGUAGUCAUCCACAACAUAUACAAGCCCUUGGUGACUUCUGGCCUAGCAUUCGGGGCAAAACGCUGGAUUGUUACUUUGAAUAGACAAUGUGAACGACUAGCAAGUGCAAUGGCCAUAAAUUUACACAAAAAUGACAUCUGUCAAAUGUUGUCAACAGAUAAAGAGGGAAGAAAGGGUGUGUUGAAGUUAGCGGACAGAAUGGUCAUAAGCUAUUGUUCAGGAGUCAGUUCUUCAACAACACACAAUUGGACAACUCUCACGGGAAGUGGCUCUGAUAUUAACGAUGUACGAAUGAUGACCAGGCAGAGCAUUGACGAUCCAGGGAGGCCACAUGGCAUUGUGCUGAGCGCUUCAACUUCCCUAUGGCUACCCAUUCCUCCGAAAACUGUGUUUGAUUUCCUCCGUGAUGAAAACACUAGGAGCAAGUGGGAUGUUCUGUCCAAUGGGGGUAAUGUUCAAGAGGUGGCUCAUAUUGCUAAUGGCCGGGAAACAGGCAAUUGUGUCUCCGUUUUGAGAGUGAAUAGUCUAAACUCAGCUCAGAGCAAUAUGUUGAUAGUGCAAGAGAGCAGCACCGAUCCAACAGGGUCAUUUGUUGUGUAUGCGCCUGUUGAUGUUUCUGCUGUGAACAUAGUAUUAUGUGGUGGAAAUUCUGAUAAUGUUGCGCUUUUGCCUUCUGGAUUUGUCAUACUUGCGGAUGGGCCCUCAGAGAGUUCUGUUGGAUCUCUCCUCACCACUGCUUUCCAAAUUUUGGUAGAUCAUGUUCCCACCGCGAAGAUUUCUCCUUCAUCAGUUGCUAUGGUCAAUAACCUCGUAUCUUGCACCAUCAACAAGAUAAGGGCUGCUCUUUUAUCAGACACCCUGUGAUCGGUAGACUUUAUGUAGGGAAGGAGCAGUAUCGAAGACGUUGGCACAGGAAUAAAAUGCAUUCAAGAGCGCACCUUUUUCCUUUGAUUGUUUUAUUGGUUGCAUCUUCUUCUUAAAGUUUUAAAAGAAGAGUUUAUUGGAUUUUCUUGUUUGUGCUUUUGGUCGAUGGGCUUAUUGCUGAAUCUUUUGUUUAGGUAUGCUUAUUUUCAUUCCAAUAACUAUCAAAUGGUUGUUAGCUUCAUUUGCCU
Molecule: messenger RNA, 2492 nt
Organism: Lycium barbarum (goji berry)
Lineage: Eukaryota; Viridiplantae; Streptophyta; Magnoliopsida; Solanales; Solanaceae
Product: homeobox-leucine zipper protein ROC7-like
Exons: 13
Coding region: 166-2244 (692 amino acids)
Molecular function (GO): DNA binding; lipid binding
Source: RefSeq, a predicted model, not a curated record